UAGUUAGGUCCGCUUAAUAUCAAAAACCUUCUUUUCUAAUUGCGGUUACCUCGAUUAUCAAAAUUCUAUUGAGCAAUGUCUAUCAAAUCUAAAGUCUAACGAAGCAUGUUUUGCUCUUCAAGUGGAUAUACUAUACGUCGCAGAGUAGUGGGAUGGAUAUUUGCAAAUUUCUCUGCUUACUAUGGGCAAAUUAUUGUAAACAAACUUUGAAAAACAAUCCAAAUAACGGGCGACAUGAGUAACUCUCGUACUCAAAUACGAAUAUUACUCAGAACAGAAAAACAGCAAUCCAUAUGUGUGUUCAUACGUAGAAUUGAUAAAAUAAGUGCAAUAAAUUAUUUAAAAAUUAAUCUCGGCGAUAAAUUAAUUAACAUACAGAUAACUGUACCUAUGUAUAUAAUUUUGGAUGUAUAGACAAAAAUACCGUGACAUGUUUACACCUGCUACUGGAUUUUACUAUUGUAUUUUCUAACCAGACAUGGUACUUAAAGAAACGUUGUUAUCGUUGGAGCCAGUCAUGGGCGUCCGUACGUUAAAAUUUAUUUAAAUGUAAGAGAAAAGGAGUUUGAAAACGUUGAGGAAAAAUUGGUUGUACAUUUAUUUGUUCUCUGUGGUAGACUUCUAGAUUCGAUGGAGAAAUAUAUGUUUAUAGAAACUUCACAUCGUUCUCGUCAUUAACGGAUUUUCAUGAUACCUUUUUCAGGUUAGAAAUGGCAUUUUAUGCUUCAGGAAAAUCAUUAAUCUACAGACAAAAAUGGAGCUUAAUAAUUUUGUUCGAUCUCUCAUGGGACGUACACACGAGAAUUGAUAAUGUUCCUGCUUUUCCUAUUUACAAAUACGAUUUGAUUUUUGUAUAAAUAUACAAGAGUACGACUUUAAGUUCGUGGAUAGAGAGAGUGAAUUUAUUAAAGUCCUUAGUUUUAAUUGUCUAAUUUUUAAUGCAAUGUUUAAGAUUUAUUGUAACUGGAUCUCAUUUUUAUGUACACUUCCUCUAAAUCCUAUAAAAUUGAGUGAUAUAGCGGAAAUAAGAGUAUCACUCUGUUAAAAAGUUUUUUCAGGAUCAAAAAAUACGUUUCGACGACAUGAGUUCAUUAACCAGACUGUGACUCAUUUGAAGACGACACACGACUCUCUGACGUCACAACAAUUGAAAAUAGAAAAUACUCAAUCUAGCGCUAAUAAAUACAAAAACGCGAUAGAAUUACAUUUCGCCAACAAAUCGCUUGGUAUCAGUCAAAGCCUAAUCUAUAGUCGAUUAGAGCGGGGAACAUUUAGCCAUCAAGGCCCCUCUUGCAGAUAUUUAUUGGCAAGCUUGUACUAUGUAACACCACACAUGUCAUAUAUAAGUCGGUUUAUGUACAUUCAUAAAAAAAAAAUGGUUCAAUGAUUCUUAGGAUUUUGACGCUCGAUAAGGUAUACAAAACGUCUGCGAUUAUUGUGAGAGCUCAUUUCUAAGUGAAAACAACAUGAAACAAGUCGCUACUCUUAACUGCUCACGGCUCAUAUUUAUGGUCGUUAUUUGUUUUGCCAUACCGAAGUGUUACGGUGAGGUUCAAGGACAAUAUGGAGAAAUCGCAGGCGCGUGGGAUAUUACCUACCAGGGUGGUGGCAACGAACAACUCCUAACCAUUUCGAAAGACAUACAGUAUGUAAAUUUAGUAAUACUCAAUGUGGAUCUAACUUCUGGAGAAGACUUUCAUUUCGAAGUGCACGCUGGCGAUCCGAAAUUGGCGUUGAUCGAAAAACGCAUUGAACGAAGUGAGUUAGCUGGUGCGCCAGCCUCAUGGCAAGGCCAAGUGCCGGUACAAACACGUCACUUCGGCUUUACAACUAUUUAUGUAACACUAAACUCAAGCGAUGGCGUCGUGGAGCGUUCGCCCAGCGACCUAACGCUAAUCAUAGCGCGCAAAGACCGUUUGGAUGAGAAAAUUUUCACUUAUACCGCCUCGGCGCUGUUGUUGUUGAUGUUUCUGAAUUUGGGCGGCGUGCUGGAUUUGGAACGAUUGAAGGCGAUUAUGUUGCGGCCGAUUGCUGUGACCAUCGGCUUUUGUACCAGUUAUAUUUUAAUGCCACUUCUGGCUAUUGCAAUCGGCUACUGUUUCCUGUCCAAACAUCAAGAACUGCAUUUGGCGCUUUUCUUCACAGCACUGUCGCCCAGCGGCGGUUUGGCGAAUAUUUGCGCGAUUUUUCUCAAAGGUAAUGUAAAUCUCUCGAUUGCCACCACAACGAUCAACAGUCUUAUGUCGUUGGCAAUAUUCCCGCUGUGGAUACUUAUUCUGAUGCGAACGAUCUUCACAAACACCGAACUGGAUGUACCGUUUCUGGAUCUCGCCGGCAGCGCUACAGCAUUGGUCUGCGCCAUCGCUUUGGGUAUGCUGUCGCGUGUCUUUUUGCCGAAGACGACAUCGUUGAUAUUCCGAUUCCUCAAGCCGUUCUGCGCGUGCCUCAGUUUGUGUCUGAUUGCCAUGACGGUGGGCAUAAAUGCGUUUGCUUUCAAAGAACUAACCGGAAUGAUUUUCUUAGCGGCUCUCUUCUUGCCCAUAUGUGGUUGUAUUCUCUCUUAUGGCAUAUCAAAGUUGCUUCGUUGUUCCGCAGCAGACGCGCUGACGAUCUCCAUCGAGACGAGUGUCUUAAAUAUGACCGUGCCAAUUAUGUUGCUGCAACAUUGCUUCGACGAAGUGAGAGCCGACAUGACGCUUAUAGUGCCAAUUACGGCUGCUCUCAUUUCCUUGGCAAUGAUGAUUGUCAUUUAUACCAUUCGUCGAAUUUUCGGUUGGAAUAAGAACAUUGAUGGUGAUGUUUUCGCGUCAAAAGUGGAGCUCGUAAGUUUCGACGAAAAUAUUAAGGCGGAAGUCACAGUUUCACAUAUAUCAUUUCGAAAUGAGAAAAGCGAAUUAUAACAGUUGAACAAGUUAGACCACAUAUAUAUUUUUAGAUUAUUAUCAAAUCAAAAAUAAUUUAAGCAGCGAAAUUUUUAUUUUUGUAAACAAAACUUGCGAUAAGUUGCGAGUUCAAAAUUUACGAUUGAAUUUCCGUUUAGUCUAACGCAAUCGACUUGCGCUAAUGAACGGUACUUCAAUGCAACCAAUGUCGAGAUUAUUAUCGAACUUGUCUGAGUUGAACGUAAAAACGGCCCAGACAGUUUGAGGCAAUAUUUAUACGAUUAAAUUAAUGUACAAGUA
Molecule: messenger RNA, 3182 nt
Organism: Bactrocera oleae (olive fruit fly)
Lineage: Eukaryota; Metazoa; Arthropoda; Insecta; Diptera; Tephritidae
Source: RefSeq, a predicted model, not a curated record